UUGAUUGCUACCUCGUGCAUUUCAGAGUUAUAUCCAGGCGAUCUGUCCCACCCGAACUCACAUGAGAGCACAUCGGACGGCAACUCCGAUCACAAUUCAUCCGGCGAUGAAGAUUCCCAAAUGCGCCUGCGACUGAAGCGCAAAUUGCAGCGCAAUCGAACUUCCUUCACCAACGAUCAAAUUGACAGCUUGGAGAAAGAAUUUGAACGGACGCAUUAUCCGGAUGUAUUCGCGCGGGAGAGGCUUGCGGAAAAAAUUGGUUUGCCAGAGGCACGUAUUCAGGUUUGGUUCUCGAAUCGACGCGCCAAGUGGCGACGUGAAGAGAAGCUGCGCACCCAACGGCACUCGGUGGACAAUGUGGCUGGCGGAGCUGUGAACAACGGUCGCGCAAGUUCCAAUAACCUCACCACUGGCAGCUCAGCGCCUCCCAAUGGCACUGCGGCAAGCAGUUCGACGCCCAACCUUGGCAGCUCGGCCGUAUCGGACGGGGCAACCGUGGCCUCCGCACAUGCAACAGGCAAUAGCAACAACAACAACAACAACAGCAGUCUAGCCGAAGCUUCCAGUGGGCCAACAAUUCACGGCGGCGAGGCCAGCAGCAAUGCCCACAGCAACUCCGACAGCCCACCUUUGCAAGCUGUAGCACCUCGUCUACCCUUAAACACCGGUUUCAACACAAUGUACUCAUCCAUCCCGCAACCCAUCGCAACUAUGGCUGAGAACUACAACUCGAUGACAUCGUCGUUAGGUUCGAUGACGCCCACAUGUUUGCAGCAAAGGGACAGCUAUCCAUAUAUGUUUCACGAUCCUCUGUCCCUGGGAUCUCCCUAUGCAGCCCAUCCUCGGAACCCCGCCUGUAAUCCAGCGGCCGCCCAUCAACAGCCACCACAGCAUGGAGCUUAUGGCAACGGCUCAGCUGUUGGCUCAGCCAAUACAGGUGUAAUAUCCGCUGGCGUUUCGGUUCCUGUGCAAAUAUCGACGCAGAAUGUCUCCGACUUGGCAGGCGGCAAUUACUGGCCGCGGCUUCAGUGAUCUUCAAUAUUUAAUUUGCAGAGUGAACUGCUGUCGAAAGCCGCAGCAGCGGCCGUUGUGGCCGUCGCACACGCUGUCGAGGAAACAGUUGGUAGUGCCAACGGCAACGGCAGCAAAUCGUCAAUGGAUAUCCCACCAAUGCUAUUGCCACAAAUAGUACCAACAGUAUCACCAUCAUCAUUAGCAUUAGCAUCAUCAGAAGCAUCAACCACUACAGUAUCUGCAUCAGCAUCGCCAUCAUCAUUAUAUUUCAACUUGGCUGAAACACCGGCAAUCAGUCAAAAGUUCACAGCACCUACAGCACCGUCCGUAAUAUCCCCUGUCCCUUCCGGUACAGCCACAACGUGUAUUCAAUCCACCCAUUCAAGUAGUUCCCCUAUCCUUCAACAUUCUUUCCAUCAGACGUCAAUGUAUGGUCAUCUUCUCUUAUAAGCGCCCAAUCUAGGAAACCUGAAUCUGAAUCUGAAAAUGCGAAU
Molecule: messenger RNA, 1508 nt
Organism: Drosophila navojoa
Lineage: Eukaryota; Metazoa; Arthropoda; Insecta; Diptera; Drosophilidae
Gene: toy
Product: paired box 6 protein twin of eyeless
Biological process (GO): regulation of transcription by RNA polymerase II; anatomical structure development
Molecular function (GO): RNA polymerase II cis-regulatory region sequence-specific DNA binding; DNA-binding transcription factor activity, RNA polymerase II-specific
Source: RefSeq, a predicted model, not a curated record